GAGUGACUUCUUUCGGCGACAUUGCUUAUUCACUCAUCACUCACAAUUGCUCUAAAAAGUGUUAUCUAUCCGACCAUUCAUUCAACACCGCCAUCUGCCGCCACAGUUAUCUCCAUCGGGAACCAAAUGCCAUUUCCAUCAAAAUAUGUUUACGCUUCCAUAGUCUUCCUUCUCUUCACGGUAGGCUUUUUCCGCACCCUCAGCCGCCGGCAACGGAUCCCCUCCGCCGCCGAAUCGAAUCCAGACUACGAAGAUGCCUUUCUCUCCUCUGCUUCUAACGACACCAUCGCCUCCCACCUCCGUCACCUCACCUUGCAACCGCACCUCGCCGGCACGCCGGACUCUCUCCGGGCGGCGUAUUACGUCAAGUCCCAGUUCGAGUCCCUUCAUAUCCCCACCCACCUCACCAACUACACCGUCCUGUUGUCUUACCCCCUGUCGGCCUCGCUGACGGCGCAUUUCAGCAACGGCUCCGCCGUUCCCGUCCCUCUAUCCGAGCCCGGGAUCCAGAAAAAAAGGGUGGUUAUUCCUUACCACGCUUACUCUCCCUCCGGCUCGGCUCACGGAAGCGCUGUUUUUUUGAACUACGGUCGGGAGGAGGACUACCGUGUACUGGCGGAGCAGGGGGUGGAGGUGGAGGGCUGCGUCGGGAUUGUACGGAGAGGCGGCGGGCUGUCUAGGAACGAGGUGGUCGGGAGGGCGGCGGUGCAUGGAGUUGCGGCGGUGCUCAUGUAUACCGAGGGUGAGUUGAGGGAAGGGGUAGAGAGAGGGACGGUAUCGGGGAGCGUGGGGGAUCCACUGAGCCCGGGAUGGGCCGGAGUUGGGCCGGGCGAGAGACUCCGAUUAGAUGACCCGCGAGUAUCCGCCAAAUUCCCGAAAGUGCCAUCGAUGCCCAUAUCUGUAGAUGCCGCAAAGAUGAUACUGAGGUCGUUGAUGGGUUCCGAGUUGCCUUCUCUAUGGAAGAAGAAGCAUACUGAUCAGAAUAUCAGUAGUAUUGGCCACAGCGGCGGCAUCGAUUUUUCGAGGGUUGGGCCCGGCCCAACAAUGUUGAAUUUCUCGUACCAGGGGGAGAAAAGAAUGGGAACAAUACAUAAUGUCUUUGGUGUGAUAAGAGGGUCAGAAGAGCCCGACCGGCUUGUGCUUCUUGGGAAUCACAGAGAUGCAUGGACUUACGGGGCAGUGGACCCCAGCAGCGGCACUGCAGCUCUACUCGAAAUCGCCCGCCGCUAUGCUCUUCUCAUGCAGUUGGGAUGGACCCCUCGCCGCACCAUCUUACUUUGCAGUUGGGAUGCUGAAGAGUUUGGGAUGAUUGGCUCCACUGAAUGGGUUGAAGAGAACAUUCUCAAUCUGGCCUCUAAAUCAGUGGCCUACCUAAAUGUGGAUUGUGCAGUUCAAGGACCUGGAUUUUAUGCCGCUGCAACUCCUCAACUUGAUGAUCUUCUUCUUGAAGUUGCUAAGAAGGUUAGAGAUCCCGAUUCUGAUGAGAUGACAAUAUAUGAGAAAUUGACAGUUACGAACCAAGUUAUGGAUAUCCAGAGACUUGGCCGAGUGGAUUCAGAUUUUGUUCCAUUUUUGCAACAUGCAGGGAUUCCUUCCAUCGAUAUCUACUAUGGUGAAGGUUUCCCAGCAUACCACACGGCUUUCGACUCUUAUAAUUGGAUGGUCAACUUUGGAGACCCAUUGUUUCAACGGCACGUGGCAGUGACAGGAAUAUGGGGACUUCUUGGACUUCGCCUCGCCAAUGAUGCGAUUCUACCUUUCAACUACCUCUCUUAUGCAAAAGAGCUGCUAGGAUAUUCACAUAUCUUGAAUGAUACAUUGGGAGGAAGCUUCUCGCUGCAUCCAUUAACGGACGCCAUACAAGAACUUGUACGCGCCGCUACGGAAAUUCAGAAAGAAGUGAAGAAACUGAUGGAGGGUGAAGCCGUGGUGGACAAGCAUUUUAUUGUGAAGAAGAUGUUAAACGAUCGGCUUAUAUUUGCAGAGAGGGGUUUCUUAGACGGAGAAGGGCUACAAGGAAACCAAUGGUUCAAGCAUCUUUUCAGCGAGGUGAAAUGGUGCAGGUUUAUGGUCCGUCGUGUAAGAGCAACAAAGGGAAGCUGGAUUUCUUUCCUGGAAUUGUGAAUGCCAUGUGUGGGGGGAUGAAUAAGGUAGAAGAAAGGGAUGGUGAAAUUAGGCAUGAGAUAUGGAGGGUUGCAAGGGCUGUUCAACGAGCUGCCUACGCGCUUAGAGGUCAACUAACAUGAAGGUUUACCGGCCGUUUACCCACUCUUGAAUAGUAUCCCUCUGUACCAUUUUAAAUUGCAUGUUUGUCUUUUUUCUCCGUCCCAAAAUAAGUUAUCUGUUAGUUAUUUUCUUAAACUGUUAAAAAUAAAAUACCUAAACUACACCUAAAAUAAGUCAUACUUUUUCACCUUAUCUUUUCAUUCAUUAUCACCCCUUCUAAAAUGCAAUGACAAUUUUGAAAAAAUAACUUUAUUUUUUAUUUUUCUUAAAUAUGUCCAAAAGUCAAAACAAACGAUUUAAAUUAGGACGGAGGGAGUAGCUGUUAUACACCAAGCUUUAUUGUAUUUGGAUCGUUAUUAAAUUUUAGCAUUUCUGGUCCACAAGUCAAGCGUGUAUGCAUGAUGAUUAGUGUAAUUAUAAGAGUAAAUUCUAAAUUAUACC
Messenger RNA from Cuscuta campestris, 2667 nucleotides. The record is from the annotation of a GenBank genome assembly. NCBI's taxonomy places the organism in Eukaryota, Viridiplantae, Streptophyta, Magnoliopsida, Solanales, Convolvulaceae.